CGAGACACGAGAGGCAGGAGCCAGCGACCGGCAACAGUUUUCUCGGAAGGCAGCCUCUUCCUCGUCGCCGCCGACGUCACCCGCCGCGGCUGUCGGGGAUGCCGGUCAGGGUGGUCGAUACCGCCACGCCUUCCUCGCAGCCCUCCCCAGGGCAAGAAGCAAAUACUGGACACCCAUCUCCUCCUAGAUGUUCACUCUUAAGUGCUGGAAGAUCUUUUGCUGGAACUCAGAAUGUUUCAAGUCUGCAGAAGGAUGAAGCAUGGAAAGUGAAUGUCCGCAUCCAUGGUUGCGAUCUUGAACAGGGUUAUCUAUGUGGAACGAUGGAAGCGCUUAAUGUUCCAUUAGCAGAUACACCUGUAGUGACAUUCUGGGAGGGGGAGAUAGUGGAUGCUAAAAAUUACACCUUUUUCACUGGCAAGUGGGAGGCAUCACCAGAGGAUGAUAUAAGACAUUGGUCCAAGUUCCCAUCAUUUAUGCCUCUUCUGAGUCAGAUUGAGACAGACGGUGGCAAGUCUCUGGACUUUAGCAACUAUCCUUACAUAUUUAUGAGAUGGAAAGAACAGUAUUUUGUCAAUGUUGGAGUUGACUGUGGGUUAACCAUCGCUGGUUUCUACUACGUCUGCUUUUCUUGUAGCGAUGGCUCCAUCAGUGGAUUUUAUUAUGAUCCAAAUAGCAGUCCAUUUCAGAAGCUCGAAUUGAAGUGUACCAACGAGAAAAGUUCUGGAUUCACCUUUUCAUCCUAUGAGCUGCAGUGACAGGGCCAGAUGCAUAUAGUGUGUACUGAACUCAUACUCGCCUAAUGCUGCUGUAUUGAAAGAAACGAGUGGUGGUUUAUGCAACACUUCGUUUUCUCGCAAGAGCAAGACCAAGCAAACUGUCACUUUGUAAUCUGCAGAAGCAUCUUAUCUUUUCUAAAAUGUACCUUUCGUAUUAUGGUUGUGUUCAUGGUAUGGUGCGUCCAAAUUCAGUUGGAUAGGGAAUGUGAGGGCUAGAUGUUGAUCCAGAGAAAUGCUAUAUACCUUUUCCACAAUUGUUCUCUGCCAUUGGGGAUUUCUAUUUC
Molecule: messenger RNA, 1060 nt
Organism: Zea mays
Lineage: Eukaryota; Viridiplantae; Streptophyta; Magnoliopsida; Poales; Poaceae
Product: FHY1
Exons: 8
Coding region: 99-755 (218 amino acids)
Biological process (GO): negative regulation of gluconeogenesis; proteasome-mediated ubiquitin-dependent protein catabolic process; protein targeting to vacuole
Cellular component (GO): GID complex
Source: RefSeq, marked provisional